CGAAGAUAUAUGUAGCGAGAUAGGAGAUGUAGUUCAAAGAUUUUGACAUAAAAUACCUUGGAGUCCACGUGGUGAAAGAUGUCUCUCCUAUGGCUUUACAGCCCCUGCCCAUUAUUGAUGGGCCCAAGAAGGAAACUGGAGCAGUCUGGAUCUCAGGAGUCAGUAAUGCAAAGGUGGAUUGGGCUGUUCAGGUUGCAAAGGCACUACAACCUGCAACGGGGAAGUUCUACAGCCUGAGGUUCCCAAGGAGUGAACUGACAGUGGAUGGGUGCAAGGAAUUGAUUAACAAACUUCAUCAGCACAGCAUAGCGAUUCGAGCCAAUGGACGGUUGUACGUCACAAUGGCCAACAUUUGGGCUCCAGAUGUUGUUCAGCUUCGCCACUUGGCCAAGAGCAAACUAAAUUGUGAAUUUGACUGCAUUGAUGAUGCAGCAAUCUGGUCAGAUUAAGGGAGUUCAAAGGAUCCACUUGGGCAUUCUAAUACAUAUAUAUAUAUAUAUAUAUAUAUAUAUAUAUAU
This is a messenger RNA of Penaeus vannamei (Pacific white shrimp), 518 nucleotides long. The record is from RefSeq and is a predicted model, not a curated record. NCBI's taxonomy places the organism in Eukaryota, Metazoa, Arthropoda, Malacostraca, Decapoda, Penaeidae.